Molecule: messenger RNA, 954 nt
Organism: Ustilago hordei
Lineage: Eukaryota; Fungi; Basidiomycota; Ustilaginomycetes; Ustilaginales; Ustilaginaceae
Exons: 1
Coding region: 1-954 (317 amino acids)
Biological process (GO): carbohydrate metabolic process
Molecular function (GO): carbohydrate binding; isomerase activity
Source: RefSeq, a predicted model, not a curated record
AUGCCGGUCAACCUCCUCAACGACAAUACAACAGUGCACUUGGAGUUGCCCAAGUCGAAAGCUUCGGCAGAGGUCCGCCUCUUCGGGGCCACUGUCACCUCGUGGAAAGCUGCUGGUGGUAGCGAGCGACUUUUCCUCUCCUCCAAAGCUGCGCUCGACGGCAGUGCCGCUAUUCGUGGCGGCAUUCCUAUCGUCUUUCCAGUCUUUGGCUCGCCGAAGGAUCAUGUCGAUGCUCCUGAAAUCGUCACCAAGCUUGGCAAGCACGGUUUCGCACGCGACCACGACUGGGCCAUCUCUACCCACGUCCCCCGCAUCGACGAGGAGGACAAAGCCAGCGUCACUCUGGAACUUCGCACUAACAACAAGCCCGAGGUAAAAGCUGUAUGGCCCUUCCAGACUGUACUACAGUACACCGUCACUCUCUUGCCAAACGAGCUCAAGUGUGAACUCAAAGUGCAGUAUCUUGACGGUGAGGGUGAGAUGCCGUUCCACGCACUCCUUCACAACUACCUUCUUGUCCCUGACUCGACCAAAGCCUCCGUGCAGGGUCUCAACGGCAUGCACUACACCGACAAAGUCAAGGGUGGCGAAGAAGCACAGCUUAGUACGGACAACUUCACAUUCGACGCACAGCCUAUUGACCGCGUUCACGUGGGCAAGCACAAGAACAGCCCCGCCGGAGAAGCACCGAGAGACGUCAAGCUACUUUACAACGCCAGCCUCCUGCAAGAUCCACUGGGAAGGAUGGGCAAGGGUGUCGAAGUCACAAGAUCAGCAGAACUCAGGGACACGGUGCUGUGGAAUUGCGCUGAAGAAGGCAAUAAGAGCAUUAGCGAUCUGGAGGAAGGUGGUUGGAAGAAGUAUGUUUGUGUUGAGCCCGGUGCGGUUCACGGGUUCGAGAAGCUGGAGAAGGGCAAUACUUGGACUGCGACGCAGACUCUGACCGCCUGGUGA